Panicum virgatum (switchgrass) is the source of this 699-nucleotide messenger RNA. Its product is annotated as loricrin-like. The transcript has a single exon. Gene Ontology annotation, molecular function: acyltransferase activity, transferring groups other than amino-acyl groups. The record is from RefSeq and is a predicted model, not a curated record. Bases 100 to 366 code for a protein of 88 amino acids. Lineage: Eukaryota; Viridiplantae; Streptophyta; Magnoliopsida; Poales; Poaceae.
GCCCCGGCGCAACGCUUCACACCGGCCGGAUAGGGAUCGAGACUCGGACUCCUCCCUCCUCGUACAGUCGUAGUGAGUGAGGGGCUGGGGGCCGGAGAGAUGGAGCAGUUCGUGGGCACGGCGGAGGGCGGCGGGCUCGGCGGGGAGGCGCUCUACUGCGCGGUCAUCCUGUGGCUGUCGGUGGUGUCGUGGCUCAUCUUCUCCUGGGUCGGCGGGGAGGACGGCGGCGGGGGCCGCGGCGGGAGGAGGCGCCGGGGGGGCGGCAGCCGCGGGAGCCCCGUGUUCGUGGGCGCCGCGGGGAUCUGCGACGGCACCGGCCCCGGCUGCAGCGGCGGCUACGGCAUCUGCGGAACCUGCCUCGACUAGCCAGCCUCUCUCCUUCGCGCCGAGCGAGCGUGUACAUGUCGCCACCGAUCGACGCUGUGCUGUGUGUCGUGGCGUCGAUCGACUUGGCGUGGCUCCGGAGGAGAGAAAGGGAGGGCUCCCCUCUGUGAAGGCCAUAAGAGGGAGAUCCACCACCAGUCUGUUUAAUUUCCAUCUUGCUUCGGUUGCAGAAGCUGAGUUCUUAGCUUGCUUUUUUUUUUACGUUUCCUUCCUCUAUCUGCUUGAUCCUCUGUGUAAAUAUCUCCAUAUUCCGUUUGUCUCCAGUUUAAUUAAGCUGCAAAAGUACCUGUCAAUUACAUGUCUUCAAUAGUCCUA